CAAGCACUGGGGCCCAGGACUCUAGCUAGUACGGGCGACACCUGGUGGUGGGUGUAGACAUUGCUCGACCUGUGGGUCUAUUCUGAAGUCAUAGUCUGCACAGCAGCAUGCAUGCCACACCUACCCACACGUGAUAAAGCCACCAGCAGAGCUACCUGCCCAUAAGACAGGUGGGGUGGCUGCACCCGAAGCUGACAUGCACACAGGCAGACAUGAUGGUAUGAGACUUCAGUUCUAGACUGAGGUGGGAAGAUUACAAGAUUAAAGGCCUGAUCUACACAAGAAGUUUCAGACCAGCCUGGGCUACAUAGUAAAACUCUAUCUGAAAAUAAUUAGAUAAGUAAAUAUUAAGUAAUCAUGAGUAGCUUUGGCCAUCUUGGCAGAGUCUGGAUCCUACACUGAGGUACACUGGGCUCAGGGUUGCCUGGUGGCAGCUGUACUUGUGAGAAUCACCACAGAGGCACUAGAGGGUGACCACUGCUUUGAGAACACUAGGAGCAUAUUAGCCUAGACUUUGGGGUCAGGGGUGGCUAGGCUGAGCCACCGACAUGUUAGGUUAGGAAGGGGCAGGGAGGAGGAGUUAGUGGCCUGGACCAAGCUUCACGCUAGGUAGGCUCAGAGCCCAGGGUGUGGAGGGUGUGGAGCAGUCGGAGGUACACAGAUCAGACUCUUAAGACUUCCCCAGUCACUGCCCAGGGCUGGGCACCACAGGGCAAUGGUGUCAUUGAGGAAUUACUGCUACUUGCUUAUUUUAUGACAGAAGAAUGAAUUUCUACAGCUUGAUUGUAAGAAAAAAUAGAAAUCUGGAGAAAUAAUGGCUAUGAUCCUAAGAUGCAGACAUGUGGGGGUGAUUCCUUCCUGCACUUGCCCAAGGCAGAGCCUGGGCUCUGCUCCUCUGGGCUGCUGUUUGGGUGAGCCCUGAACAAGACUCCUGCCUCGGAUCAGAGACCUUCUCUGUCCCUCCUCACAGAUCUUACCGUGUAGCAGACAUGGUGGAGCUGUUCAAAUUUCCCACCUCCUUUUUACCAUAAACUAGGGUGCCCAGGCUCUCACCAGCAUCACCAGGGUCAGGUACCCCAGGGCUCAGUCUUGCCCUCCCACAUGAUUUCCUGUCUGGGGAAGCUGGACAUUAUGUUGUUUUUUGUUUUGUUUUGUUUUUGUUGUUUUGUUUUGUUUUUAGCUAAGGGGAUUUGCUGGGAAGUGGUCUGGUGUGGUUCCCAUUGUGUGAGACUUCUUAUCAGAGUCACUGCUAGCAGAGACAAUUCUUGAGUCAAAAUGUUAAUGCUCCCACAGUGAUCUGCCUUGCUAAGAUCAUGCCAGCAUGUGCUGAUGGAGGGCCAAUGAGGUAGUGGCUCUGUGAGUGGCCAGUGAGGUAGUUCCUCCUCUCCCUCCUCCUUCUUACCCAUCCCCAAUUCUCUUCCUUUCUUCUCACUAGCCUGAGGGCUUGAUUUAGUCUCAUCUUCUCCCCACAGCCCACAGCAGUCUCUCCUCCAUUCAAGGCUAGCACCAUGUCGUGGUCUCACUCUGCCACACUAUACCUCAAGCCCUGAUGCUCUGCCUCUGAUGAAGGCACUAGUUUGGCUUAGAGAACCCAGACUGGCCCAGAGCUCAGGGAAGAAAGUGUCCCAGGGCCACUUCUGUCAGCAACACACACAAGGCAGCAAGAUGGAGCCAUGGCUAAGAUGACUGAGGGAGCGGCUGCCAUGCAUUGCCUCCCAGGUACAUUCCACCUCAGGAGUCCCCAAGACUACCCUCUGAGAUCUCUCCAGUGUCUCUCGCUGAUGCUUCGGCAUCUGCAGACAUGGCUUACUUUUUCUCACGUUCUAAGACCUCAGUGCCAUUUAAAGUACACACUUUGUGUCACAGAGUACAAGUCACCACCAUGUAAUUCCAGAGUAUCUUCGCCAUUCUAGAAAAAGGUCCCAUCUCCAUUGGCAAAUGGGAUAUAGUAAACACCAUCCUUCCAUGUUCAGGCAUCACAGAGGGGUCAGCCUCAGUGUGAACCCAGGCUCCACCCCCACAUGACUGAUCUCUAGAGCCAGUGAGCCCACUGCAUCUCCAUCUCUGCACACACUUCCAUCAGUUAUCUAUGGUGGUGAAGUCUAGCUCAGGCAUCAUGCCUUCCCUGCCCCUAGACCACUCUACCUGCCCUUCCAAGCAAGUACCCAACCACCCCUCUCCUCCCCAGCCGCCCCACCUUCUUCUAAGUCACUAGUGUUUCUUGCUUAACAGGGGCUGUUGCUUUCUGUCAUCUUCUCCACCCUUGUCUUGCCCUCUCCUCCACUCGAUCCUCUUCCUGAAGCUGAAGGUGACAUUGCAUCUGACAGUGGCCCUGUCAACCUAUGCUCUGUGGAGAGUAGGGAAACCCAUGUUCUGGUUUCUUCUGGACCACAUCCACUGACCUUGCAGGCACCUGCCUCUCUGUCACCACUGGCCCCAACACCACGCUCCUUGUCUUAGGGUUUCAUUGCUGUGAAGAGACACCAUGACCAAGGCAACUCUUAUAAAACAUUGGGGCCGGCUUACAGUUUCAGAUGUUUGGUCCAUUAUCAUGGCAGGAAGCAUGGCAGCAUGCAGGCAGGCAUGAUGCUAGAGAAACAGCCAAGAGUUCUACAUCUGGAUAUACCGGCAGCAGGAAGAAUGUAUCACAUUGGGCCUAGAGUGAGCAUCUGAAACCUCAAAGCCCAUCCUCAGUGACACUUCCUCCAACAAGGCCACAUCUACUCCAACAAGGACACAUCUCCUAAUAGUGCCACUCCCUGUGAGCCUAUGAGGGCCAUUUUCAUUCAAACCACCACACUGCCCAACAUCCAGCCCUCUCUUGGCAUGCGUGUCCCCUAGACUUGGUUUUGUUAUUCCCUGCUCCUCAUCCUCUUCAGCUGCUCCAUCUCCCUGUUUAGAGCCCAUUUAUCUUUAAACAGGUCAUAAUGGUGCUACCCCAGGCUUUCCUCUCCUGGAUGCUUAAAGCUAGGAGAAUCUCACACUAGGUUCUGAGACUCACUUAGAGUUUGUGAUCCAAUGAGCAUAGCAGCUCUGUUGCUUGGGAUGUAGAUGACAAAACUCAGCCUGUUUGUUUCCCAGAAUCCAAUGGAAUGAUCUGCCUGAAUUGACAGGAGAAGGACUCCACUAGUCCGUUUGCCUGAGAUGGAAAGCAAGUACUGUAUGCACCAUAGGGCUGCCACAGCACAGGAAUAGGGGCAUGUGCUGGAGGUGGGGUGAGGUGGAGUGCCUUUAGGUCUUUCAGACCCUGCACAGCUUUCCUCUGAAAUUCACAGAGGUCUUCAGCAGAGAGUAGCUGGCCCAGACAACAGUCAUCUUUCCACAUGGAGCCCUGCACUGGCCACAAAGCAUAGCCAGCCCUGCUCCAGAACAUACAACCUCUGAGCAGAAAGAACUUCCUCACAAGCAUUCUGGGACUUGGCCUUUGACCUUCGGAAGGUGGCGCUCCAAUUCUGAAGUUGGGGCGUCCUGUGAUUGUUCCAUUCUUUUUCACAUUAAGCUUCCAGACACCUAGGCAGAGAACAGCCUGGAGGUUCUAGGGCCACCUGGGUCCCUGGGUCUAGGCCUGCAGAGCUGAGCAGUAGAGGUGGGGCAGGGGAGGGAGGCUGAGCAAUGAGCAGGCUCAUCUCCAACUGGAAGUCCCAAAGUUUUUCCUUCUCUAGCUGCAAAGCCUGCCUCUCUCAGGCUCAGGGAAGAGGCACAGGGCCCUGGCUAGUAGGCUGGGCUACGUUCCCAGUCGGCCCCCUAGCAGCUGUGCAGUCUUAGACAAAAAAGAUUUCAUGUCUUCCUAGUUUCCUCACUGAAAUAACUGCAGCUAAGCUGAGAUGCCUUGCAGGUCAGUCUACACAACAGGCUUACAUAGGAACCUCAUCAGCAGAUACAGCCCUCAGGCUAUGGCAUCAUAUAUUGGCAGAUAAACUUUACUUGAGGUCCUGUUAAAUGCCAUCUCUUUGUUAACUACACACCCUUUAUUAUAGUCCCAUUUUAGAGAUGAGAAAAUUGAGCUAAAACUUAUCCCACGUUGCAGAGCCCUGAUGAAUGGAGGCCUUACUCUCCUCCUCUGACCUUUGAGCUAUCUUGCUUCCAUGCAAUGGGCAGUGGGCUCCUGACCAUAUCGAUGAUGCCCAUUGGAGGUGUCUGCCCUCUUGGUAGAUCUGUGAUACCUUUCUCAGAUGGAAGUGUCCUGUGUUCUCCUUCCUCAAGCUCAACCUCCCACCCUGGAAGCCAGAGACUUUGGGGGAAGGGAGAAGGUUCUGGCAUUCAGAUGACACAGCCAGAGAGGACCCUGAAGGUCAGUGGUGGCCCUGACAGUAUAUGCUGUGGAUAGCUUUGGGCUGUCUCCAGAUUCCCUCAUCCUGUGCCUCAUGUGCUGGCCCUGCAGGGGUGGUAUAUGUGUGUAUGUGUUUGUGUGUAUAUAUGUGAGUGUGUGUGUGUGUGCAUGUGUUAGGAUCUGAGAAUCCCCACGGCGCAAUUCCUCUUGUCUGCCUUCUGUUCCCAGACCCAUACACCUUUCAAGGAUAGAGAAAGAGAACAAUUCCCCUUUAGGAAUAUUGAUAGUUUUUCCCAAAACAUUUUAUUAUGAAAACUUUUGAACUUUAGACAUACUUGGUGCUGGAAAGAGAUUUUUUUUUUUUUUUUUUUGAGACAGGGUUUCUCUGUAUAGCCCUGGCUGUCCUGGAACUCACUUUGUUAGUCCAGGCUGGCCUCGAACUCAGAAAUCUGCCAGCCUCUGCCUCCCGAGUGCUGGGAUUAAAGGCGUGUGCCACCACGCCCGGCUUGGAAAGAGAUUUGUAGGAGGACCCAGGCCACCACAUAGAGGGCUUUUGCAGGGACAGCUACAGUGGCCUUACUACACACCAUCUCCUUAAUUUUUAAAAUAAGCUUUCAUCAUCAAAUGUUAGACUAAGAUUAAAGAUCUCAGCAGGCAAAGGCAUUUGUCACCAAGCCUGCUAACCUGAGUUUGAUCCCAGGAAGCCACAGGGUGGAAAGAGAAUCCACUCCCCUAAGUUGUCCUCUGAGCUCUCCCACCCCGUAAGUAAAAAUUUGUUUAAAUUUCCAUACCAUGCCACAUCUUCUAGAUGAUCUCUUCUCUAACCUUCCGAGGAACCAAGAGGCACAGCAGAAAGCUUAUCGUCUUUACCGAGCACGCCUCCAGGCUUCCCCGAUCUCUGGUACGAGACACAUCGUUUUGAAUAAUGCAUAAGAUCCACAAGAGGUGGGAGUUGGAGCGUGUCUGGGUAACUGCCUUCACCGGUGUUGACGUAAAACCAGCUCUGCUUCACAGGAAGUAACUAGCCAAACACUGAGCGGCUAUGGCCGAGGAACACAGACUUGGGUUACAAGGAAGGGUGUGGAGCUCUCUGCUGUGGGCCUCAGAUGCCAUCUGAGGACAUUCUCGGCCUUUGUGUUGGUAGAAGUUAGAGGUGUGAACAUUCCGAGAAGAGUUAUGUAACAGUUACAAGAAUGUUCUGUCAAUCACAGUGGCUGUUUCGAGGGCUAGUAUUACCUCAGAUAAUUUUGGCUCUAGAUUUGCAGCAUUCCAACUCUCCGCAGUCUUUGAGGUUUCACCGAUCACUCUGGCUUGUACAAUGUUGAACACAGUGUGCCUUUCUUCUAGGAUCUUAGGCUCACAUUGGUUCCUCAUGCUGAGGGGUGGUGGUUCAGAACCGGACCUAGUCAUCAGGAUGGUAGUAAGUACUGAAUGGAUCUGCGCUGAGAACAAUACCUGGCUUAAAGGACACCCUGUGAGGGUUCACCGGGGACUCAGGACAGGUGUGCUAACACCAGGAAUGGUAGCACCCUCAUUUGUUCUCUUUUGGUGGCUUAUUUUUCUAAAUUCGUAAAAGCCCUCGUGGUGUGAAAGAUGAAUGAUUUCUGAAAUAUUUGCUUGACUGGUUGAAUAAAUAAGCACUCCAAACCUGGUGCAGGUUUUACUGUUGUUCUUCCUUCCUUCCUUCCUUCCUUCCUUCCUUCCUUCCUUCCUUCCUUCCUUCCUUCUUUCCUCCCUCCCUCCCUCCCUCCCUCCCUCCCUCCCUCCCUCCCUCUCUCUCUCUUUCUCUUCCUUCCUUCUCUCUUUCUCUCUUUUUCUUUCCUUCUUCCUUCUUCUUUCUUCUUCCUUUCUUUCUUCCUAUUAUUUUUGUUUUGUUUUGUAGUUUGUCUGGCUAUUUUGACAGCCUACUGGGAAGCUGAGGCCAGAAUAUUGGGAAUUCUAGACCACAGUGUAAGGGCCCUCCUCCAACACCAGGCAGGGAGCCACUUGCUUGCAAAGAGUAUUUAACACUAGCUGCAUAAAAAACAAACAAACAAACAAACAAACAAACAAACAAACAAAACCAACAAACCACAUAUGCAGGGCCCACCCUUUCUUCCUGGCUCCCCCAUGCCCAGCGCUGGACUGCCCUGCGGGAUACUGUCCCUUUGGUGAUUCAAGGGUCCCUGACCCAUUCCAGGAUCCUUCUACACUCCUACCCCUGGCCUUCUUGCCUUGGUUCUAUCUCUCCACCCACUGGGUGGCGCCAGCGACCCUGAGUAGCGCCAGGAGCUAAGGGAGACUGUCUUUGGCACAUUCCUAGCCUGUAGACUGUUUUACCGUCGUCCUCCCCGGCCCCAAGACUCCUAAAUAUUCUCUGAAGAGCCAGGCUGUUGUCUGUGCCCUAGCUGCAACAAAAUCCUUUACGGAUGGGCAGGAGAAUCUGGGGGUGAAAGAAGCUAGUGCGCUGGGCAAACGUACCCUGUCCCCGGGUUGCAGGGUUGCAACAACCCGGAUCGCUCUGCUUCUAGUCGUUGUCCCUUCCCUGAGUCCGUGUCUUCUGCUCUUUAGCUGCCACAGUCCUGCACAGUACUCCGCGCCCGCCGGCCCGCCAGCCCGCCCAGUGUGCCCGGGCCCGCCUCCGGGGCUUUAUGACAUCACAGCUCCUGUGAGAAUAGUUGCCUUGGCGUCGCAAACGCAGUUCAGGACCAGAAGACUGGAGAAUUGCCGACCGAGGCUUCGGAGCAAGCUGAGUGCACGCGGCUGGCGAGAAUCUGCUUCAGCUAAGGCCAAGCUUUGCACACCGGUUGGUCCUCAGCCAUGGCGUUCAAGGCACGGUCCUCUAGGUUCUCCGUGAAAAUGGUUGAAGACAGGAAUGUGACUAUUUCUGACCGCUCAAGUAACCCUUUCCACAUAUCAAGGGACAUGGAUUACUUUUUGCUCAGAGAGCAGGAGCAGAAUCAAGCUAUUGCAGAGCGUGAACAAAAGAAGAUUUUGAGAGUGCACCAGAAGAUGACCUAUGCAUCCAAGGUAUCGGCCAAGCACACUAGCCUGCGCCGGGAGCUACAGCUGGAAGAUGAGAUGGAACAGCAGCUGCUGAACGCUGAGGCCAAGGAGAUGAACUGCUUCCGAGAAAACAAUGACUGGAAGCUGGCCAUGACCCGCGGUACAGCACCCCUGACUUGUGCAGGAGCAGGGUGGAGGGAUGGUUAACGAAGGGCCCCCUCUGUGUCCGACACUGCAAACCUUGAAGAGCUCUGUCCUGAUGGGCCACAGUUCCAGGGCAUGCUGAUCUCAUAGGGGCUCCAUGGUGCAAAAGGGUAGAGGCUGGCUCAGCUCAUAGAGGCUUGGGUUCCAUCCAUGCACACAACAAUUGGCCAGUCACAGUCAACAGGCAGUUCAACUAUAGUGGGGAGACUGUAUCUGGAACCUGCCUUCCAGUUCUUGAUCACAUUACAGCAUUUGAUAGGUCAUGAGUUAGCACUGGACUCCUCUAACUGCACCAAUCUCACGAAUUGUGCAGUCUAUGUUAAGUCAUUGAACCAAGUAUCUGUGAGCUGCUAGUUUAUUGCCCAGCAGUAAUCCCCGAGUUCUGAGCUUGCCCUCAUGGUACAUGGGGGGAACCACAGAAGCACUAACUGUGAUAAUAAAACAGAACCCCUAACCUCUACCUUGACAUCAAGAGCUGAGCUUGAUGGGGAUUGUGGGGGAGCUUUUGCUCUCCAUUCCUCAAGCUGAGAAAGGCAAGUAGGGUGGCAGGCAGGGGAAGUGGGAACCAGCAGAAGGCCAUAAAAUUCCUCACUGUCCUGACCUUGACUUUCAUGGGGACCUAGUGUCCUUGAGGGGCAAAAUCACUCAUAGGGGUUGUGACAGGGUCUCUGGACUACAGAACAGAACUCUUGCUUCAAGCACACCAGGCCCCUCUCCUAGGGACCAGGCAGAAACCAGUUUUGGAUCCUCUAAAGUCAGGAUCACAUACAGUUUCUUCAUGCAAUACGCAGAGGACAUGUCCUUGGACCAAAGUGGUCUCUGCACAGUGGAGGCUGUCUAGCUGUCCAUCUCACUUGGCUGAAAUAAUAACCACGGACUUAGCUACUACUCAAUCUAAAGUACCCCAUAGAGAGCACAUAGCACCCCCAUUGUUCCUGUGCCUCAAGGGCCUGGCCAGUGUUACUAAGUCUAGCUGGGUUAGUGUUGCCAAGAACCUUAUUCUAAGUUGAGAAGAUGAUACAGUGAGAGAAAACAAGCCAGACAGACGCCAACCAUGUGAGAGCCUGACAGUCACCUCUCAGCAUUCCAGGGAACAUCAUCCUGGAGCUACCUUGGAAUCAGAACCCACAGAGAUAUUUAAAGUUGUGUUUAUGAUCCCCUGUUUUCUAAGUCAUCCAUAGGUCUGUUUGUGAUGGGUUCAGUAUACAUCUAUGUAAACAGUUGCUUGUAGUGACAGGGAAUUCUGUCACUACACCUCUAGGGCAAAUGUGAUUCUUUUCCAUAUAGUUCUGAUCUGUUGGUUGAAACCAAGGUUAUAGCCCCUGCAGAUGUGGAGUGUUGGCUAUGUGUUGGGGGAACCUUUUCUCCAUUUUUUACAGUCCUUCUACCAAUACUCUAACACCCUGGGUGGGCAGCAGGACACCAGCCUCCUCCUCUGUGGACCAUCUUGGGUGCUGAAUUCCAGCUUGGGAUCCAGCCCCUCUCCCUCUCCCUCUCCCUCUCCCUCUCCCUCUCCCUCUCCCUCUCCCUCUCCCUCUCCCUCUCCCUCUCCCUCUCCUCCUCCCCGUCCCCUCCCCCUCCCCCUUUCCUCUCCUCUCCUUUCCUUUCCUUCUGGGUCUUGUUGCAGAAAGGAAGAGAGAGCCUGAAACACUGAAUGACUACAUGGAGAAGAGGCGAAGCAUGUUCCUCCUCCAGUAUGCCCUGGCAAUGAAGCGCAAUGAAAUCCAGCGGCUGGAAAUGCUGGCGACCCGGGAGGAGAACAGGCUGGAGAGGGCUGAGAAGUUCCUGGAGAAGGACGCGUCCUUGUUUGACGAGUUCCUCAGGGAGAAUGACCGCAACUCAGUGCAGGCCAUGAGAAUGGCUGAGAAAGAGACCAAGAUCAAGACAGAGAAGAUCGUUGAGAUCCGGGAACUCACAGCCCAGAUCACGAGCAUCAAAAGCGAAAUCUCCAAAUUUGAAGACACCUUGAAACAUUACAAGAUCUACAAGGAGUUCUUGUACAAGUUGUCACCCAAAGAGUGGCUGGAUGAGCAGCAGGAGAAGCACCUGGCUUUCAAAAGGGCCAAGGAGUCUUCAGAGCUCACCAGGAACAACAGCACUGCCAUCUUAUUCGGUGACAAAGCAGGAUCUGGCAGUAAGAGCAAGACAGCCUUCCUGUGGAAAGAGGUUCCCGGCUUGAAGAAGGUCACAAAGACUGGGCGGCUUGUAAAGGCACUAUCAUCUAGCAUUCAGAGCCUCCCGCAGGUCGGUCAGCUCACCCAGCUCAGCCCGCACAGCGAGCUGGACUCCAGACUGUCAAGCACCAUGUUUCCAUCACAAGACGACACUGACAGCGAUGGGGAGGAGCUGGCACUAUACUUCACUGAGCCCCAGCAGCUCUUAGACGUCUUCACAAAGCUAGAGGAAGAGAACUUGUCGCUGAUUCAGAACACGCAGGAGAUGGAGGAGACCUUGGAUGAACUGAACGUCACUCUGAAAAACACCCAGAUCCGCAUGGACAAGGAGGUCAACCUUCUGAAGCAGUGGAUUGCCUCCAUGAUGAUAUCAAUCUCCAAGGAGGAAGAGUCAGCCGCAGAACUGGAGCUCAAAGCCCGAGUCUUCCACUUUGGGGAGUAUCAGGGUGACCAGCAGGACACGAUGUUGGAGAGCCUGAACCACAAGGUGCUGGAAGUCUACCGGAAAUGUGUGGGCAUGCAGCAGGAGGCCAACUUGGGCACAGUGCAGAUGCUGACUGUGGUGGAGCGUCAGCUGGAUGAACUGCUGGAGAAUCUAGAGCGAGUGCCUCAGGUCAAGAUUGAGCAGGCUGAGAAGGCCAAGGAGAGGGAGCGGCGCAUGAGGCUUCGUGAAGAGAAGGCCAUGAUGCAGAAGCAGCUGCAGGAGGAACGUCUGCAACGGGCUCGAGCCAGGGCCCAGGCUAAAAUAAAGAAGAAGAGAGGCCGGAAAUUGAUAAGCCGUUCCCAUCCACCAGUCAUCAAAGUGAAGGAGGUGCGUGAACAGACGCUGAUCAACAAGGACAAGGAGGAGAUGCUCUUCUUCUUCACUUAGCAGCAGAGCUGGCUGUGGGCUCGGGAAGAAGUCAGCAGGAAGUGCAGACAGGGACUGUGAGCCUGAGGGGUUCCUAACUCCAUCUCAUACUUUCCUGUCAGCCUCCUUACAGGAAAUAAAACCAUGUCUCUUGGGAGUCUGAACGGCC
Molecule: messenger RNA, 10652 nt
Organism: Mus musculus (house mouse)
Lineage: Eukaryota; Metazoa; Chordata; Mammalia; Rodentia; Muridae
Gene: Cfap100
Product: cilia and flagella associated protein 100
Exons: 15
Coding region: 9122-10504 (460 amino acids)
Cellular component (GO): cytoskeleton; microtubule cytoskeleton; axoneme
Source: RefSeq, a predicted model, not a curated record